AUGGCUGAAAUGGAUGAAUCUCGACAACGUCACUGAGAAGCCAUUUAAAAUCCUUCCUACACCCUUUUUGAAAUAAUUUACGCUUUCACCGCCACCGAGAGUGAGCCGUGCAGUAAAUCCAUGUCAUGUUGCUCUGAUGUCUCUACCCAUUUUGCGCUUGAACAAUGGUUACUUUGAGCGUUUACCUCUACGCAUAUUAUCCUUAGUUUGCUUUGCGCAUCUCAAGCGGAGUCUGUAGCUACCGAGCGGCUAAUUAAAUUAGAGGCUUUUCGUUUGUUUUCAAUUUGUUCGAGGGAGCGCGGACUUUUCGUUUUACACACAGAAGUUUUUACAACGUUCUCCUGUCUUCAUAUUUGAGCGGUACCUCUCGGAUUACGGACAACAACCCGUCGAAAAGUUCAUCACGGUGUCCAAACAAGGAACUUUAGGCUCUGCCAUGGUGAACAGUCAGGUGCCUGGCAGUGGGUCUCCCCCCAGGUCGUGCGCGGGCUGCGGGGGCCGGAUAGCCGACCGCUUCCUGCUCUUCUCCAUGGAGAGGUACUGGCACACGCGCUGCCUCAAGUGCACCUGCUGUCAGGCCCAGCUGGGCGAGAUCGGGACCACCUGCUACAGCAAGGGCGGCAUGAUCCUAUGCAGAAGCGACUACAUCAGACUGUUUGGUCACUCAGGGGCAUGCGGUGCUUGUGGACAAUCCAUUCCUGCCAGUGAGAUGGUGAUGAGGGCACAGGGCAAUGUCUACCACCUCAAGUGUUUCACCUGUGCCACUUGCCGAAAUCGACUGAUGCCUGGCGAUCGCUUCCACUACGUGAACGGCACCAUCUUCUGUGAGCACGACCGUCCUGGCGGGUCCCUACUGAGCAGUCACCUGCAGCCCCUCCAGAGCAACCCUGUGCUGCCCGAUCAGAAGGUUUGCUGAAGGGUAGAAGUUGCUGACUGGUCGACAUGUUCCUCUCCAAACCGCACUUCUCUCUGGAGCAACUUCUUCUCAGCUUCUGGUGUUUUUGGCUUCUGCAAUUCCUGGAUCCUUUCUGUGUCCGUGGAUCACUUAACCAUCAGAUUGGAGCACUUAUUUUGAUAAGGUACACAUGUGAUAUGGGCAGACCAGCAAAACUACAGACUCAACUAACCAGAUGUGCAUCAAGUAUAUAAGGUUUUUUUUCUCUUCGACAUUGCUUCACUUAAAAUACAUUGUCAGGACUGCAAAUGCCAUGUUUUCUGUAAGUCAUCCCUGUCGGUGAACUGUCAGUAAUCUAUCUGUCAGAACUGUCAGUUUAAUUUAUACAAGGCAGAUCUGAACAUUUUCAGCCGCCAUUCAGUCAUUCUUUGUUUUCAGGGUAUUUUUUUAUAUAUAUCAAGUCAGUUGACUUCAUACAUCUUCAGAUUUUGGAGGUGACCUGUAAAUAUUUUUUUAUAAUGGUAUUGUGUGCUACAUUCUAAUUCUAUUGUCUAAAAUGUAACAUCCUCUUUUCUUAAAUGGAUGUCUAUUUAUGAUGUGAAAUUAUCAAAUGGUAAAUAAAUACUUGAAACCAUA
Alosa alosa (allis shad) is the source of this 1531-nucleotide messenger RNA. RefSeq names its product LIM domain transcription factor LMO4.1 (gene lmo4lb). The transcript has 5 exons. Lineage: Eukaryota; Metazoa; Chordata; Actinopteri; Clupeiformes; Clupeidae. Bases 437 to 916 code for a protein of 159 amino acids. The record is from RefSeq and is a predicted model, not a curated record.